Molecule: messenger RNA, 3020 nt
Organism: Danio rerio (zebrafish)
Lineage: Eukaryota; Metazoa; Chordata; Actinopteri; Cypriniformes; Danionidae
Gene: safb
Product: scaffold attachment factor B
Cellular component (GO): nucleus
Molecular function (GO): nucleic acid binding; RNA binding
Source: RefSeq, marked validated
GUCGACGCCAUUUUGUUUCAAGUGAGAAACGCUGUUCAUCACGCUCUGUGCACAAAAAUCUGGUGAGUGUGUGCGGAUAGAAGGAGAUUUGUGAUAAUUCUUUCACCGUUGCAGUCUCACUGGCUGAAAACAUGUCAGACACUUCGACGGGAGAUGUGGGGUCUGUAGAGCCUGGCGUUCGUAAAAUAUCCGAGCUGAGAGUCAUCGAUUUGAAGGCCGAGCUGAAGCGCCGAAACCUCGACAUCAGCGGCAAUAAAAGCCUGCUUUCAGAGAGACUUAAAAAGGCAAUUGAAGAAGAGGGGGGAAAUCCAGAUGAGAUUGUUGUACAUCUUGACAUAACUCCUAAGAAAACACCACGUCGAACUCCAAAAGGAAAGAGACAAGAUGACCAUGAUGGACCUGAAGACUCCACACUUGAGGAGGACUCUGUUGAUGGCCAGGAGGACCCAGAUGCUGUGCCAGAGAACCUUCAUGAGAUGGAUAUCAUGGACAUGAAUGUUCUGGAUGAAGCCGAUAUGGGUAAUGGAGGUGACCCUGAUGAAGAUGAAUAUGAUGAGGAGGUUUUAGACACGUAUUCGAAUGAAGAGAACACAGGCGGCUUGAAGGAGGAUGCCUCAAAUAACUGCGACACGGAGGAUGGUGUAGAUAUUGUCAUGAGCAAACCUGAAGUGGAGGAGGCAGUGGAGAAAGAUGAUGCAGACAUGGAUGAGAACCAGGAAAUGGCUUGUCAGGAGGAUGUUGGUGAGCAUGGAAACAAGGAAGCAAAAAGUGAAGAAGAAAGUGAGAAAGUAGCCGGGUCUUGUAUAUCAGAGCCGCUUAAGGAUGACUCCACUGAAGAGCUGACUGAAGAAGAGAAAUCUUCAGUCUGGGAUUCACACCAAGAGGCAGACAAUGGGCACGACCUUGCCAACACCGACGAGGCUGCCAAUUUGGAUCCGGAGUCAUCAACCUGCAAACUGGACAUUGUUGCAUCAAAGGAAAGUGAAGUUGAAUUGACAAACAAAGACCAAGAAAACAUUCAGGACAGUUUGGUGGAUGCCGAGAACACUUCUGCUCAGGCCGAUAAUGCUAGCGAAACAGGUUUGCGCGAUAUCGAAAGCGCAGUUGAUUCGGAAAUGGCAUCUAAAGGAGAAGCGGUCGAGGAAUGCAAGAGCACUGAUCCUGCGGAGUCCUCAGAAGUGAAAGAGUCCUCUGUACAGGGUGAUGAUCAGAAAAAGAGUGAAGAGGAGGAUGCCUCAACCAAGCCGGAGUCGAAAGAUGACAAAGGUGGCGCCUCUAGUGGGAGGAACCUCUGGGUCAGCGGACUCUCGUCAACCACCAGAGCGACUGAUCUGAAGAAUCUUUUCAGCAAGUAUGGCAAGGUUGUUGGUGCAAAAGUAGUAACAAAUGCCCGAAGCCCAGGCGCUCGCUGCUAUGGGUUUGUUACAAUGUGCUCUAUUGAGGAGGCCACAAAGUGCAUUAGCCAUCUGCACAGAACCGAACUCCAUGGAAGGAUGAUUUCAGUUGAAAGGGCCAAGAAUGAGCCUGCUGGAAAGAAGCCUGCUGACAAAAAUGAUGCCAAAAAGUCUGUCAGUGAUAGAAGACUCUCCUCUGACUCGAAGACUGACAAAUCUGAGAACAAGGAUGAAAAGACUGAAGGUGAUGGAAAAGGUGGAGAGAGGACUGUUGUGAUGGACAAAUCGAAAGGAGAACCAGUCAUCAGCUUGAAAACAAAAAGCAAAGAACGGAGCUCUAAGAGUCGUGACCGUAAUUCGUUGAGUAAAGAAAGAAAGGACAUUUUGUCAUUUGAUCAAAUCAAAGAGCAAAGAGAGCGGGAGCGUCAAAGGCAAAGGGAACGAGAGAUUAGAGAAGUUGAGAGACGCAGAAACUCUGGUGAGCGAGACCGUGACAGAGACAGACGUUCUGAGCGUGAGCGCAUUCGACUUUUCCGAGAGAAGGAGGAGAGGCUGAUGAGGAAGCGCAAGAUGCUGGAGGUCGAGAAGCAGCGUCUGGAUGCUGACCGCAUGGAGCGGGAAUUCCUAGAGCGGGAGCGUCUCCGAGUAGAGUAUGAGCGGCGGCGCGAACAGGAGCGCAUUCAUCGUGAGAGGGAGGAGCUGAGGCGGCAACAGGAGCAGCUACGCUUUGAACAGGACAGACGUCCAGUCAAGAGGCCUUAUGACAUGGAUGGAAGAAAAGACGACUGGCCAUUGAAGAGGAUGAACAUGGAUGAUCGCUAUGGACGAUCUGAUUUUGGACGCCAAGACCGGUAUCAAGAUUUUGACCACAGAGACCGCAACCGCUAUCAGGAUGACAUGAUGAUGGAUAGAAGAGACAACCGAGGUGGCAUGCCUGGAGACAGAGACAACCAGCACUUUUCAGAUCGGGACAGACAUGGUCGUGACAACUGGGGUGGUGGCAGCUAUGACAAACGUGGAAUAAAUCCUGCAAGGCCAGGGCCAGGCGGUCGUGGGGACAGAGAUUGGGAGCCUGGACGCAAAAUGGAUGGGGACAGAAACUGGCAAGGAGGAGAGCGAGGUGUCCCGGGACAGGGUCACAUGGCUCGAGGAGGAAUGGCGGGCCGAGGUGGAUACAUGCAGGCAGGGGCAUCCCAGUCGAUUUCUGGACCCAUAAACCGACCCAAUCAGAUGAUGCAGGGUAGUGGAAUGCAAGGUGGUGGUGGUGCUGGUGCCGGUGGAGGAGCCUUUGGUCGACGAUAUUGAGAAACUCCAUCGUUUAUGUACCUGUUGUGUGGAAAGAAUCUUUGCAGCUUGUACAUUGCUAGUCGAGCUUUGUAUUUUUUUAAGUCCACUUUUCGUUUCAAGGUGUAAAGAACGGGAGAUUGUUUAAAUUAUGUAAAGUGUGAUUUUUAUUUCGAUAUGCUUUUUGUUCCUGCAUUCCACAUUUAGAUUUUAGUCUUACUGUUUGUACAUUUGGUGAAUGCUCAGGAAUGUUUUGCUAAAAUGCAAGCCGUCUUUGAAACCAUAAUUAAUUUGGCGUUCAAUUGUCCCUGAUCAUUCAAUAAAAUUGUUUUCUUUAAAAAA